AUGAAGUCUUAACUUAAUAAAGGGAAAGCAGAACUGACUAGGUCUAACUAUCUUAAAAAAUUACAAAAUCUUUAAAUUUCAAUCACUACACUUCCAAAUAGUGCAAUAUAGGUUAAAACACCAAAUGUUUCAAUUAUCAAUAAUUCUUUUAAAAUAUUAUCAUAAUAAACUACUCCUAAAACUAUUUAAGAAAAUAAUUUCUUUAGUAGUCGAGAUUUUGAUGUUAAUGAAUUAAAAAAAUAACAUUUACGUACACAAUCUCAAAUUGAAGGUUUGCUUUUGAGAACCUAAUUAGUUGAAACAGCUCGAUAAAGAACAGCCUCAACUUUUAUAAAGAAGCCUAAAGCUGAUGUUAAGCCUGCUAAGGUAUAUAGAAUAAUCUAGUAAAUGAAUUAAGAAGAUGAAUUAAGAAAAUAAGAAAAACUAAAAAAAAUAUAGUUAAUGCAAUAAGUAGAAAUGGAGAAAAAAGAAAAAGAGAAGCAAAAUCAAUAAAAAGAGUCCACUCCUAAAAUUAAUUCUCUUACAUCAAUUUUAUCUAAAAAAUCCAAUGCUGCAAAAUAUAAAUUAUUAAAAGUUAGUCUAAAUGUUAUAGAAAAAUCAAAAGAAAAAAUUUAAAUGAGUUCUAUAAGGGAUGAUUCUGUUUAAAUUACUUAGAAUGUAAAAAUAAGAGAAAAAUAAACAGACACUAUUUUUAAAAUAUCAACUAUUAUAACAGCCUUAAUGUUUUAACGACUUCAUUCUAAAAUAACAUCUCCUAAAUUGGCAAGAUUAGUAUCAAAACAUUAUUUAAGUCUAAUAAAUUAUAGAAAAAUUGAGGAAAGACUUUUAGCUUUAACUACAAACCCUUCAAUGAAAUAUAUAUAAAAUGUAUUAAAUGAAGAUGAUGUUUUAAGUAAUGCAAUAAAGGUAGUUUAAGUAAGAGAAAUAUAAAGAAGAUUAAAUGAAGGACUUUCAUAAAGAAGAAAGGCUUCAAAAAUAAUUUUCUAAAAAAAAUCUAGUAAAGAAUUAAGAGCUGAGGAUAUUUUUUCAGAGAAAGUACUAAAAAGAGUUAGAUUUAUUUAGAUGUGUUUUAGAAUGAAAGUUUUUAAAUUUAAUAAAAGAUCUAUAGUUAAUUCUAAACCUAUUGAGAAGAUAAGAAAAUCUACAAAAGUAAGAGCAUUUAAAAGAAGACUUGGUGAUAUCAUAUUUAUGAGUGAAAAUGUUCCAGUAUUUUAAUUAUAAUAGGAGAAAAAAGAAUAAGAAGAGAAAGAGAAAGAAAAGAUUUAAAUAGAAGAAAAGAAAGAAAAUCUUGGAGUUUUUGGAAUGCUUUGGAAAGCCUAAAAUAAAUUUAAAAAUUUUUGUAGACAUCCAGGUUUAAAAAUACCAUCAAAAACUUGUGAUGAUUGGGUUAAACACAUUUAAACAUUAUAUUAUCCUAGUUUUAGAUAUAUUUCAGUUUUUUAUAGAAAUAUUGUAGUCUGGUCAGUAUCCUAUUAUGAUGUUACUUAUGAUAAAAGUUGUAUUGCCCUAUUUUUUAAAGGAGAAGGUCGUUAGUAAUAUCAUUUUCGUUUAGAUAUUCCACUUGUCACAAUGCCAGACUUUGAAGUUAAUAAGAAUUGUACAACAGUUUGGCCUACAGUAAAAGAUUACAUGCUGAUUUAUUUAAGAUAGAAAGGAUAAUUGGCUUUAUUGAAUAAGGAUUAACUUCCAUCGGCUAAAGUUUAUAAGACCUCUUUUAUUUAAGGACUUUCUCUUAAGUCAAGAAGAAAACUCACUGAACUUGAUAUUUAAUCAAUUGUUGAAACUUAAAAAAUAAUCACUUAUUUGUAAAAUAAUCAAAUAGUAAAAAUAAAAAAGAAGAUUGGAACAACAUAUGAUUUAUUACCAUAAUUAUCUGAGACAAUUGAUUCAGAUUUGAUUAAAUAAUACAUAAUUAAUUUACCAUUAAUUAGAUUAAUACUUAUUGACAUAUUAGUUUUAGAAUAAAAAUUAUUAGAAAAUAAAAGAAAAUUAAAUUAAGAUAGUUAGAAUCUUUCUAAAGAAUAUGUAAAUUAUAUUUAAAUUCAUUAAGAAAUAUUAAAUUAAAUAUUAUAAUUCAGAUUUUUACAUAAUAAUAGUGAAUUUUUUAAUGAUUAAUUGAUAACAAAAAUAAAUUAAUAAGAAACAAAAAAAAUAUUUAUUUAAUCUUGUUUUGUAGAUAUUAAUGAAAUAUUAAUAUAAUCAAAUGAUGCACUAUUAGGAUAAGUAAGUAAAACAUGUUAAUUGAGUAUACAUUUAUGUUAUAAUGGGAAUGCUGUAGUAGAUAAAUUGUUAUUAGAUGUGGAUAGAAUGAGACCAAGAUAUUAAUUUAAUAAUGAAGCACCAUAAUUAUUUUGGAUUAAUCCUGAAACAUUAGAAUGGUUAUUUGAUUCAUCUAAAUUUUAAUUAUAAAUUGAAGCAUUAUUAUUUGAAAAAGAUAAAUAAAAUACAGAUUAAUUUUUUUAUUAAACAAAUUUACAUAGAAGGAGAAAUGAAAGAAUUUUUUAACCUUUAAGUAUUAGUAUUUUUCAUUUUGAGAAAUUAGCUCUUGCAGCUAAGGAAAUAAUUGAUAGUUCUAUUUUUGAUUAAUUUAACAUUAAUUAUAUUUUGAAGAAUUUGAUAUUUGAAAGAACAAAUUAUUCUGUAAUAAUUAGUUUAAUAUUAAAUCAUUUGAUAACAUUAAAUUUUAAAAAUAGAUAAGUUACCUUAAAAGCAUAAUAUUAACAUAUACUUUCAUCUACUUUAAAUUUUAUAGAAAAAAUGGAUCAUCACAGUUUAUAUAAUACAACAUAAACUUAUUUAAAAUAUAGUAUAUAUCCUCAUGAAGAAAAAGAUUUAAGAAAAAUGAAAGAAACUCGUGAAACUUAAGCUAAAUUCGAAUAUCAUUCAAUUUUUGAUUAAUAAUUUCAAUAGAUUGAUUAAAUUGAAAUUAAACCAGAAUAUGCUUCUAAAUAAUUAGAAGUAGCAUAAGAAUAUAAUUAUGAUUAAAAAUAAAUAUUUUGGUCAUAAGGUGUAAAAAGGUUUGAUACAUUCCAACAUCCAAAUUAUGUAUUUGUACGUCUUAGAGAUAAAUUUAUAAUAGUAAUUCUAUCAUAAUAAAGAGUAAGAAUGAUCAAUAUAACUAGAUUAAGAAAACCUUUGAUAUUAGAUUCAAAAAAUUCACAUAUUUAUAUUAAUAUUUGUAAAUACUCUUAAUAAAAGCCAUAUUAAAAAUUAUCUCUUUAUAGAAAAAUGUUUAUUAUAUUAUUAAAGGAGAAUUGUUUUUUGAGAAUUAAAAUGGAGAAAUUCUAUUGUGCAAUUAGAGCAUCUCUACCAAAUUAUAGUAAAAUAAAAGCUUAUUUAUUAUCUGAUUCAAAAGAGUUAAUUAAUUAUCUAAAUCGUUUAGAUUUUACGUUUACUUUUGAAACUAUUAAUAAAGCAAAAUGUUAUGCAAAUGUUAAAGUAUUCUAUUUAGGAAAAUAAGAAUCAUAUUAUUCUACAAAAUAUGAAUAAAUUUAUAAAUUUGAUGGUGAAAAUUUGUUUAUAAGUCUUUAAAUACAUGAAUUUGAUUCAAAGUUAAAAAAAUAUAUAUUAAUAUUCAAUAAAUUUGAUAUUGAAUAAAGAUUUGAAAUUUAUAAUUAUUUUUCACCAAAUUUAAUUUAUUAAUGGUGUUAAGAAUUUGUUGUAAAUUUAAAAUUUGAUAAAAAAUUUCUAUAUAAAACACCUUUUUCAGUUAUGUAAAUAAUAAAAUCAUAAUAAGAUAUAAAAUUAGCAUCAUUUUGGAUUGCUAAAAGAUCUUAAAAAUGUAUUCUUAAUGAAUAUUAAAGAGUUCAUUCAUAUGAUUAUAGUUAAGCAAAAUAAUUUUUAAGUUAAAGAUAUAAAAUCUUUAGAGUAAUAGCUCAUUAUAUAGAAAAGUUUUAUAUUGUAAAAUAAAAUAAUUAAAUAACAGUAUUAAAUGAAUGUAUGUUUCUUUAAUUUAAGAAUUAUAAAUUGAUUAAGGUUGAAUUUGUUAUAAUUACAAUAUAAGCUCAUACUGUUUUGGAUCUCAUUUAAAUCAUUUAUUAUUUCCCAAAAAGUAAAAAAAGAUUAAUGACAAAUAUUAAUUUAAUUUAAAUUUAAGAAAUGGAUUUUAGUUUAGGAAUGAUAUUUUAAUUAUUGAAUAUAACUGAAUAUUCUACAUUUAAUGAUAUUUCUAAUUAAGUUGAUGAAAUACAAAGAGGAUCACUUAAAUAUAGAAGAUCUUCAAAAUUAAAUAGUUAAGUGAUGACAAAAUUACAUAUUAUGAGAUAAUCUAUUGAUGUAUCUUAACUUAGUUUUAAAACUGGAAAAAUCAAAAGAAGACAAGGAUUUGUUGCAUAAACUUCUUAAAUUAAUAUUAAAACUAAAGUAAUCAAUUAAGCAAUAGAAAAAAAUGAAGAUAUGUGUUAAAAGGUAUUGUAAAUAAUUGAUUUUACAAGAUAAUUAAAUAGUGGUGAUAGAAAAAAUGAUAAAAGAUAUUUAAUAGAAAUUAUGUUUUGGAGAUUAAUGUAAUAAUAAGUAUUUUAAUUAUCAGUUCGUAAAGAAAAGAGAUAACUUAAAAGUUAUAUUAGUUUAUUUGAUAGAUUAGUAGAAUUAUUUGAUAAUGAAUCAAACAAGAAAUAUAGAAUAAUUGGAAAAGAAUAUUUAGAAAAAAAGUAAACAGAUGAAAAUAUAAGAUAUAAUUACAAAGUAUAAUCAGAAUGUAGAAAUUUAUAUAGAGAUUUAAUAUUAGAAUAAGAAAUAUAUAUGACUUAAAAUUUAAAUUUUGGUAAGACUCCUUUUGUAAUUAAAUGUAAUUUAAAUGAGAUUUCCAUUUUAGAAUAUUUAUGUACUAAAUAAUUCAGAAGUGAUAAUGGAAGUAGAGGAUAUAUUGAGUAUUUCUUAGAAAGAAAAUAGAAAUCUAAAGGAAUUGAUUUAUUUGAACCUGCAAAACCAAUUCUUUAUUCAGCAUCUUCUAGUUAUAAUAUUUAUUUAAGAUAUUAUUGUUUAGCAAAUUAUCAAUAUAAAGAUAUAAGGAUUAACUUAAGAGAAAUAAUGAAUUAAUUAGUUACAGAUGGUCUCUAUAAAUCAUAAUCAAAUUAUAUGAAUAGUAAAAUUAAUCUUAGUGAUAUAAUCGAAAUGUGUCAUUAUCUAACAUAAAAAAUUAAAACAUAAAAUUACCUUAAUUUAGCUAGAUUAUCAUAAAUUUAGAUUAAUUAAUUACCAGAAAUUUAAUAACAUAUCAUCUCUGAAUGUGAUGAUUAAUUAUCAAAAGAAACUAAACAAAGAUCAGGAGAUGGUUUUGUAUGUACUCAAGUAAUUCGAAAUAAGAAAAAUCAUUCUAUUUAUUAAUAUUAAUUAUUCUAAACUACAAGAAAGGUUAUUAUCAAUAAAUAUGAAAUGAGAUAAGAUUAUUUUGAAUAGAAAGAGUUUACGUAUGCUCAAUUAACUUAGUAUGUCCAUAAUUUCAUAUAUCUUAUCAAAGCAAAAUUAUAUUAUUUAGCUUUGAAAAGAUUUUCUUAAUGUUACAUAGAAUUGCAGAAAAUUAAUUAAUGA
Paramecium pentaurelia is the source of this 5529-nucleotide messenger RNA. NCBI's taxonomy places the organism in Eukaryota, Ciliophora, Oligohymenophorea, Peniculida, Parameciidae. The record is from the annotation of a GenBank genome assembly.